GUUACGAUUCGGUGAACGUUGUGAAAGGCUAACACCUUCGCCAUUUCCCCCGCACAAAGCUCUUUCUUUUUUUCUGCUCCAUCGACUGUGUUAAGCCAUGGCCUCUUCAUUUUCAAUGCAGUUGAUCCAUACCCACAACCGUCUUCCAUGGUUUCGCCAUAUCCAGGGUAAUUAUAGCCAAGAUGUGGCUAAGGUUCUUAGGCCUAGUAUGGUAGGUAGCAGUAGCGGAUUACAGCUUGGUCAUAGCAAAGGAUUGGCAUCAAGAUCACAUUAUGCCCUAAGGUUUUCUGUUUUGCAACAAUCCGAUCCAAAAUCGAUCAGAUAUAGGACCAUGGUCUGUGUCAAUGCUACAGAAAACAAUGUUGUAGAGCUGCAAGCCAAAGUGACAAACAAGUGCUACUUUGAUGUAGAAGUUGGGGGUGAACCUGUCGGCAGGAUUGUUUUGGGCCUAUUUGGAGAGAUCGCUCCUAAAACAGUUGAGAACUUCCGUGCUUUGUGCACAGGAGAGAAAGGAUAUGGCUACAAAGGAUGCUCCUUCCAUCGUAUAAUCAAAGAAUUCAUGAUUCAAGGAGGGGAUUUUACUGAAGGAGAUGGAACUGGUGGAAUUAGCAUCUAUGGUCCCAGUUUUAAAGAUGAGAGUUUUGCCUUGAAGCAUGUUGGUCCUGGGGUUUUGAGCAUGGCAAAUGCUGGUCCUAACACCAAUAGUAGUCAAUUUUUUAUCUGCACGGUAAAGACUCCUUGGCUAGACAAUCGUCACGUGGUGUUUGGACACGUCAUUGAUGGAAUGGAUGUUGUGAAGACACUUGAAUCCCAAGAGACAAGCAGAAUGGAUAUCCCUCGGAAGCCUUGCAGAAUUGUUAACUGCGGUGAGCUUCCUUUAGAUAGUUGAUUCUUGUGAGGAAUUCCGGCACAUUUUUCCGACUUACGGUAGUCAGUACAAAUUAUUUUCUUCCCAAUCUUAUGAAUCAUGUUUGUGUGUUUGAAUUAUCAUUGUCACUACUGAAUCGGAUGCCAUUAAGACCAGAGAGACAACACUCUUGUUCUGUAUUAGUAGAUCAGAGCCAAAUUCUUAUAGAGGAGAUAGUAUUAUCUUUUUCUUGAGAAAUUAUCCUUCUCUAUGUUUUAACCAAUGUCAAGGAUUGAAACAUACUAACAUGAAAAGACAAUAGCAUGAGAAGAUCCAAAUCCAGCGGGAAAAGAAAAAAAAGAAAAAAGAAAAGAAAGGAAACAAUAAUGUGUACUAGAGUGUUCUUAGUGUAGCACCUGUGAUGUAGGAACAUGUUAGUGGCUCACAGAAGCAAUUUAUAAAUGUAUAUUACUAAUGUGAAUGUGCAAAGUUGGUUCAUUGCAAACU
Molecule: messenger RNA, 1354 nt
Organism: Arachis duranensis
Lineage: Eukaryota; Viridiplantae; Streptophyta; Magnoliopsida; Fabales; Fabaceae
Product: peptidyl-prolyl cis-trans isomerase, chloroplastic
Exons: 7
Coding region: 98-889 (263 amino acids)
Biological process (GO): protein folding; protein peptidyl-prolyl isomerization
Molecular function (GO): peptidyl-prolyl cis-trans isomerase activity
Source: RefSeq, a predicted model, not a curated record